AUGGGCAACACCUGCGUCGGCCCUAGCGCCACCGGCCGCAACGGCUUCCUGGCCAACGUCACCCUGUGGCGGCCGCGCGGCGACGACCCCGCGGCAGCCCCAGCCCUACCGCCGCCCUCCUCCCCCGCCUCCGACAAGGCGCCCGAUCCCGUAACCAUCCCGGAAUCCGAGCAUUCCUCGCACCAUUCAUCCCGAUCCACCGACUUGCCACCACCGGCCCCCGCCUCCCAGCCGCAGGCGCAGGACAACCCUCCGGCGAAGAAGCCCGCGCCCAAGGUCAAGCGUGUCCAGAGCGCGGGCCUCCUCGCGGACUCCGUGCUCAAGCGCGACGUUAACACGGCCCGGCUCAAGGACCUCUACACAAUUGGCAAGAAGUUAGGGCAGGGUCAAUUCGGCACCACCUACCUAUGCGUCGAGAAGGCCACCGGCCGGGAGUUCGCCUGCAAGUCCAUUGCCAAACGGAAGCUGCUCACGGAGGAGGAUGUCGACGACGUGCGCCGCGAGAUCCAGAUCAUGCACCACCUCGCGGGUCAUGCAAACGUCGUCUCCAUCAUCGGCGCCUACGAGGACGCCGUCGCCGUGCAGCUUGUCAUGGAGCUCUGCGCCGGUGGCGAACUUUUCGACAGGAUCAUCCAGAGGGGGCACUAUUCCGAGAAGGCGGCCGCGCAGCUGGCCAGGGUGAUAGUCGGCGUCGUCGAGGCGUGCCACUCGCUCGGCGUGAUGCACAGGGAUCUUAAGCCGGAGAAUUUCUUGUUUAUCAAUCAAAAGGAGGACUCGCCCCUGAAGACCAUCGAUUUUGGCCUGUCCAUCUUCUUCAAGCCAGGCGAGAUGUUUACAGAUGUCGUUGGAAGCCCAUACUAUGUUGCACCUGAGGUUCUGCUAAAAUACUAUGGCCGUGAGGUUGAUGUCUGGAGUGCUGGUGUCAUAAUCUAUAUCCUGUUGAGUGGAGUCCCUCCAUUCUGGGAUGAAAGUGAACAAGGGAUAUUUGAACAAGUUUUGAAAGGUGACUUGGACUUUUCGUCAGAGCCCUGGCCUAGCAUCUCAGAGAGUGCAAAGGAUUUGGUCAGGAAAAUGCUUAUUCGUGAUCCAAAGAAGAGAUUGACUGCCCAUGAAGCCUUAUGUCACCCUUGGGUUUGUAUUGAUGGAGUUGCUCCUGACAAGCCUCUUGAUUCCGCUGUUCUAAGCCGGCUGAAACAAUUUUCUGCAAUGAAUAAACUAAAGAAAAUGGCCCUUAGGGUUAUUGCUGAGAGUUUAUCUGAGGAAGAAAUUGCAGGAUUAAAAGAAAUGUUCAAAAUGCUUGACACUGACAACAGUGGUCAUAUCACAAUGGAGGAACUAAAACUGGCUUGCAGAGAGUUGGCGGAUAUCGACAAUAGUGGCACAAUUGAUUAUGGGGAAUUCAUUGCUGCAACUUUGCAUAUAAACAAAGUUGAAAAGGAGGAUAAGCUCUUUGCUGCUUUCUCAUACUUUGACAAAGAUGGCAGUGGUUACAUAACUCAAGAUGAGCUCCAAAAGGCAUGUGAGGAGUUUGGUAUAGGGGAUACCCGACUUGAGGAUAUUAUUGGGGACAUCGAUCAGGACAAUGAUGGCCGGAUCGACUACAAUGAGUUUGUUGCAAUGAUGCAGAAGGGAGAUAAUCCUCUGGGAAGAAAGGGACAUCAAAGAGCAGAUGUUUCCCUUCAUAGCAAAGUUAGCAUUCAGCAACUAAGAAAUCCGGGGUCGCUGAAGCAACCUAGGACUAGGAGCGUGAACUUUUGCCGGAAAGCAGCAACCUCACCAAAUUAA
Messenger RNA from Miscanthus lutarioriparius, 1785 nucleotides. NCBI's taxonomy places the organism in Eukaryota, Viridiplantae, Streptophyta, Magnoliopsida, Poales, Poaceae. The record is from the annotation of a GenBank genome assembly.